AGCAGUUUAGGAGGUGGAGAGAGAGAGUUCAGAAGUGGCUUUCAGAUUUGGAGUUUAUUCCUCAUGAUGUUCCCUUUCUGAGCUGCUGUGUUGGAUGCUCAUUCCUAGGGUCAUGCGUGGUGCUUUGAUGGACUAUUUUGAGGAGAAGCAGUUGACUGAACGUGUCUGAGGCAGCUGUGGCAGAAAACUCUGGAUGAGGAUGAGUAGAGUGAAAAUGGAGGAGAGCAUCAUGUCAUACCUGUCUCAAAGUGAGACUGACACCAGCCCCAACGACUUGAAUGUCGUGGCCAUGCUCCACAACUUCUGGGAGCAGAGGCAGGUGAGCCAGUCAAACGGCUCCAUGAGUGAACCUGGUGAUGGUGUUUCUGUUGGGGACUUCCAGACAGAUAGCCUGCUGCUGUAUGAGUCUGCACCAUCUCCUGGUCCCCCCUACAUCUGCUACGUCACCCUGCCUGGAGGAAGCUGCUUUGGCAACUACAAGGUGUGUGGCACUCAGGCAGAGGCACGGAGGGACGCAGCCCGCGUGGCUCUGAUGAACUCACUCGUGAACGAGCUGCCAUGUCGACGCAUCAGCCCUCAGUUCAUCACUCAGAGUUUGCAGCAGGCCGAAACAGACAGUGCUGUCUCUAUUGAAGAUGCAUGUGAUUCAAGCACCAGUAUAGGAACCUACAGUCUGCUGCUCCACUCCUACAUAGGAAGGACCAUGCUGGAGUUCCAGGAGAUGAUGACCAUUUUUCAGCUAUUGCACUGGAAUGGGACACUGAAGGCUCUGAGGGAAAGGCAGUGCUCUCGACAGAGUGUGAUCACCUAUUACUCUCAGCGAGGUCUCGAUGAGUAUAUGCGCAGCAGCUUAGCUCUGGAUUGGCUCGGACGGGAGCAAAGGUCACCGGGACGCCUCGCGGAGGAGCUGCAGGUGGCGCAGAGGGAGCUGGUGUUGGCCCGGCGUCGAGGCAUAGAGCUGCGCUUCUACAAGGAAAAGACGGAGAUCCUCAGCCUGGCUCUGAGUCAAGCGUACAUUCACCACACGCCCGAGGCCUUCAGCCAGGCGCAGAGUCACACAUACAAGCAAGAACAACUUCCUUUACACCCAUUAUACAGCCAGGACUCCAAAGUCCAGAUAACCCCACCAUGCAGUCCUUCACCAAGCCUCCAUAAAAACACAAAACAAACAGUCUGUCAAACGUCUGGAAAACACUCGCCCUCCAACAGUCCUUCGUCAUGCUCACAGGAGACCUUUGUGCCUAUAAAUAACUUUGAAUAGACCAGAGCAGAAGAUGGGUGAUACAAUUUGACAUUUGACUCUGUGAAUAAGCUUAAACUCUGUCAUUUGAGAUUUGAGCUUUUUUUGAGAGAGAGAGAGAGCACAUAUUAAACAUGGCCACGUUAUUCAGAUUUUCUGUAAACUCAUGAGUUCUGUAAUCAUGAGAGUUACAAAUACUGUGUUCGUGUGUCUAUUAAUAAUGCUCUAGCCUUGUUAACACUCCUUUGUGACUAUAGAUCCAAUACUUAAAGAUGUCUGUAGUGUCAUUAAAAUGAUUUAGAAGAACUAUCAGGAAAUAUAGUUGAACUGUAGCUGUAACCUUCUAUCAAAGCUAUUUUUGUACAAGAGCUCCUUUGCUUUUAUGUACGUUCAAUUGGCUUAUCUCUCUGAGAGGAUAACCUGAAAGUAAAAAAACAUGAAUUUUGAAAUGACUUAAAUGAUUCAGUCUGGAAUGGUUCACAUACCAGCAAAUUAGUGCUCCUCCAUGCCUCACACUUCUUCUCUCCUUCUCAGUCUGGCAUCUGGCGUAUCUAUUCCAAACUGAUUGAAAAUGACUUGCCAGGACACUGACUGACUGUGGGACAUGUUGGAUGACGUGUUGCUGGGUGUUAUGGAAAAGAGUGUCUGUUGUUGAGUGUGACACGCAUUUAUUUGAUGGCGCUGGACUCUUGUAUUGAAAAGCACUAUGUACCUCAUCAUAAAAUGCAUACAGGCCAAGAGCAUUCAGUUGUCUUAGGUUUGGUUUGGCAUUGGGACUAAAUGCAUUUCAAAGGGAAAAUCUUUUUGUUUUUUAUCUUUGUAAUAAACAUUUGUA
Molecule: messenger RNA, 2075 nt
Organism: Acanthopagrus latus (yellowfin seabream)
Lineage: Eukaryota; Metazoa; Chordata; Actinopteri; Spariformes; Sparidae
Product: protein limb expression 1-like
Exons: 6
Coding region: 194-1261 (355 amino acids)
Biological process (GO): autophagosome maturation
Cellular component (GO): cytoplasm
Source: RefSeq, a predicted model, not a curated record